Molecule: messenger RNA, 1717 nt
Organism: Brassica rapa (field mustard)
Lineage: Eukaryota; Viridiplantae; Streptophyta; Magnoliopsida; Brassicales; Brassicaceae
Product: thymidine kinase a
Biological process (GO): thymidine metabolic process
Molecular function (GO): thymidine kinase activity; ATP binding
Source: RefSeq, a predicted model, not a curated record
GCGCCUUAUGUGUAUGUCAAAUACAGUUUUUGCAUUAGACUUUUCUGAUCUAGUGAAGAAGGUACCAACACAACAUAUUAAUCGUUUUUUGCCACAUAUUUUUGUAAACCAACGGACUUUGGAUUAGUAUAUAGUAGCACUUGAGAAAUCACUCUAAUAUGGUGAAUCCGCAGUUCAAUUUUCGUUGGCCAUCAAAUAGUUUAACAUUGCACUCAUAGGCUCUACAAAAUAGUCGGUCGACCUUAGUCACCAUACACUAUAUACUGUGGUUAAUUAAAAAGAAACAGUAAAUACAAAGACAGCUCGAAAUAAUCUAAAUAACCAUAGAUUUUAUUGAUUUGAACUCACUAUUCGUCCAUUCCCAUCAGUUAGGUAUUGAUAGAUUUUAGUUUUAUGCAUUCUGUUUAAAAAUUAUAUAUUUUAUUUUCAAUACAUAUAUAUAUAUAUAUAUAUAUAAAAUUAUCACCACGACCAAAAAAAUGGAGUUAACCUAAUCAUGUAGUUACGCAAAAAUGGAGUUAACCUAAUAACAUGUUUACCUUAGGACCGAUAAAAGCCUAGAAUAUUUGGGCUUAAGCCCACAUUUAAAUAAAACUGAAUACGAUCUUUUCUAACGUCUGUCAUUUUCAUUUUAAAUAUUUAAAAGUCCAUGUGUUUCGGCUUUAUGAAAAAAACUCCCUCUAAAAAAUUGUUUCCCUCCAAAAAAAUGUCGAAUAUUUCAAAACCCUUUACGCUUCACAAAUCUUCUCCCACAAUUCUCUUCCAUUCUUCAACCUCUGCGUCUCUGUUAUAUAUACACCAUCGACAAACUAUUCAUCAUCCCUACCCAAAACCACAAGCAAGUUUAAGCCUUUCUCCUCCUCACUCACUUGCUAUGGCGACACUCAAAGCUUCCGUUUUGCUCAGUGACAUCUCCAAAGAUGAGGGACAUCUCGGAUCCGGUGCCAUUCAUGUCAUCACGGGUCCUAUGUUUUCCGGGAAAUCCACAUCUCUCCUCCGCCGAAUCAAGACAGAGAUCAGUGUCGGAAGAAGUGUUGCGAUGGUGAAGUCGAGUAAGGAUACGAGAUACGCCAAGGAUUCAGUGGUGACGCAUGAUGGGAUUGGAUUCCCUUGCUGGGCUCUUCCAGAUCUCAUGUCGUUUCCUGAGAGAUUCGGACAAGAUGCUUACGACAAACUUGAUGUGAUUGGUAUUGAUGAAGCUCAGUUUUUUGGAGAUCUUUAUGAGUUUUGCUGCAAAGUCGCUGAUGUUGAUGGCAAAACUGUUAUUGUUGCAGGCCUUGAUGGUGACUAUCUAAGGAGGAGAUUUGGUGCUAUUCUUGAUAUUAUACCAAUAGCUGAUUCUGUGACGAAGCUAACUGCGAGGUGUGAGGUUUGUGGGCAGAAAGGUUUCUUCACUCUGAGGAAGACUUGUGACACCAGAACCGAGCUGAUCGGUGGAGCUGAUGUCUAUAUGCCGGUCUGUCGUAAGCAUUAUGUCAAUAAUCAAAUUGUCAUCAAUGCUUCAAAGAAAGUGUUGGGUUCUGAGAAGGCAAGAGCUGAAACUUGUGUGAAGACAAUUGCUGAUAUGAUCUAACUAUGACUUGCUGUGGAACAAAUUAAACAUAUAAUAUAGUGAGAUUUUCUGUCUGCUUUUACUUGUCUUUGAAAACCUCUUAUGAUGUUUCUUGUAUAUGAAUAUAAAUGUUUUAUGAUUCCUCUAUAGCUAGCUUCUGUUUCA